AUGGCGGCCUUACCCCCAGAGAGGACAACACUUUCUCGUCCUUUUGAUAACACAGGUGUCGACUUCGCUGGCCCCUUCGAUAUUAAGACUUAUGCAGGCCGUGGUUGUAAAGUAACAAAAGGUUACGUACUGGUAUUCGUAUGUUUUGCGACAAAGGCUAUACAUCUCGAAGCCACCAGCGAAAUUUCUACUCAAGCGUUCUUAGCUGCGUUUGCACGAUUCUUUUCUCGUCGUGGAUCACCGAGUGCUCUAUAUUCAGACAAUGGUACUGCAUUUGUUGGCGCUUCCCAUAUAAUGGACGUUGACAAAACCAAUUUUAUCUCUCUUGUACGACGAAAACUACUUGAUAAACACACGUUUGCUUCGCUUGAAUGGCAUUUUAUUCCUCCAGGUGCGCCACAUAUGGGAGGGCUCUGGGAAGCAGGAGUCAAGAGCUUCAAGAUGCACUUAAAACGAAUCUCUCAUAGUCAGAGUUUUACAUAUGAAGAGUUCUCGACUUUAUUGGCUAGAAUUGAAUCAUGUCUAAAUUCCAGACCGCUUAGCCCUAGUAGUGAAGACCCCGCAUAUCUAUGUGCUUUAACCCCCGGACAUUUCCUUAUCGGUAGUCCAUUAUUGUCACCCCCCGAACCUAAUUUAACUGAUCACUCAUUGAGUUAUGUUAAUCGAUGGCAGAAGCUAAAGGUUCUACAUCAUCAUUUUGCUCAAAGGUGGAAAGAGGAAUACCUCAAAGAACUCCACAAACGGUUUAAGUGGAAAUACCCCCAGCGUGAUUACGCUAUCGGAGAUCUAGUCAUUAUAAGAAGAGAUAAUUUACCCCCAAAUCAAUGGCGGCUUGGCCGCAUUGAAAAAGUUGUUCGCGGUAAAGAUAACCGAGUUAGAGUCGCCGAAGUACGAACUGCCAACGGCAUCGUUACUAGGCCUAUCGUAAAAUUAGUUUUACUUCCCAAUCCCGAACAACACUAA
Calliphora vicina (urban bluebottle blowfly) is the source of this 963-nucleotide messenger RNA. RefSeq lists its product as uncharacterized. The record is from RefSeq and is a predicted model, not a curated record. Bases 1 to 963 code for a protein of 320 amino acids. Gene Ontology annotation, biological process: DNA integration. The transcript has a single exon. NCBI's taxonomy places the organism in Eukaryota, Metazoa, Arthropoda, Insecta, Diptera, Calliphoridae. Gene Ontology annotation, molecular function: nucleic acid binding.